Molecule: messenger RNA, 813 nt
Organism: Metarhizium acridum CQMa 102
Lineage: Eukaryota; Fungi; Ascomycota; Sordariomycetes; Hypocreales; Clavicipitaceae
Source: RefSeq, a predicted model, not a curated record
AUGACCGUCGACACUCUAUCCCUCGAGGGCAAGGUUGCCAUUGUUACCGGCUCUGGACGGGAGAACGGCAUCGGAGCUGGCAUCGCCCUGGCCCUGGCUCGCAACGGGGCGUCCGUAGUUGUCAAUCAUGUAUCAGACUCCUCUGCUGGCCGAGCUGCCAAUGUGGCGCAGAUGCUGAGGCAGGCCGGGGGCAAAGCCAUUGUUGUCCAGACCUCGGUGGACACUUUGGAAGGUGCUAAAUACAUUGUCCAAAAGACGCUGGAGGGUUUCCAAACCGACCACAUCGACAUCCUUGCUAACCCAACCCCCGCUCCCUUGCCCAAAGUGAACAAUGCCGGAGUCGGCUACGUCAGCCGGAUCCUGGAUGAGAUCAACCAGGCCGAAGCCGACAGGGUCUACCAGAUCAACGUCAAUGGGCCAUUGUACAUGACCAACGCCGUGGUCCCUCACAUGCCGCCCGGCGGCCGGAUUAUCAACAUCUCCUCUACAAACGCCAAGCUCGGCCACGAGAUGAUAUCGACGUAUGCCGCGAGCAAGGCGGCCCUAGAUAAUCUGAGCGUCUCUUGGGCCGGAGAGCUUGGCAGGAGCAAAGGCAUCACUGUCAACUCGGUAGCUCCCGGUCCAGUCCUCACUGAUAUAAUACCCAAAGAACAAAAGGAUGCCAUGAUGCAGCCACAGAUUGACAUGACGAAAGCUGCUGACCGGGCCGGCACACCCGCGGAUAUCGGCGACGCCGUGCUUCUUCUCGUCAACGAGAAGGCCAGGUGGAUCACUGGACAAAAUAUCUCUGUAAGCGGUGGUGUCACACACUGA